AUGAAACGCCGUUCGCACCUUGUCCACGGCUGGCUUACCGAAGCCUUUCCCGAUGAACCUGUCUACGCCGAAGCCAUCCACACGUCCCAAGACAUCUUGUACUCCGGUUCCGAAGAUGAAGCCUACAACUCCCCGGCCGAGCGACGAGAGCGAUACGAGGACAAGGGCCAGCGCUUUCUCCAGGGCAAGCCCAUGCUGCUGCUGUCUGCGUCGCUGAGAGGUCCCUUUACCAAAGAGAGCGGCUGGACGAAUCCAUGGCGGUCCAAGACCGGUAGACAGAGGAGGAUUCAAUCACAGGCGGCCCAUUCCACUCCAGGCCCUGCCGAAGAAGAAUCAAUAGUCAUAGCAGCUACACCAACGAUUGUGGAGAGCGCAGUGCGUGGCCAACACGAACAGUCGCGCGUCCAUGACGAAGCCAGCUCGAGGCCCAACACUCCCAAUACAUCCCACCGCUAUCUAGACGACGGAAUCCUACACGAGAUCAAAGCAUGGCAAGACACAGUCGCAAAUCAAUCAGGACUGGACGACCCGUUUGAUCAAGACACCUACGAGCCGAGUUCACCCGAUACGUUGAAGAGCCUUCAAGUCGAAAUUACACCAAGGAUGCAUGGUUCCCGGUCGUUCAUUGUGUCAUCAUCGGUUGUCGCAGAGGGAGCUGGCAGGGAUGAUUCGGUAGAGCAUAACGACGAGGCCACCGUUGAGAAAAGUGAACAAGUCAACCUAGGAUACAGUGACGAGGAGGAAGCAGGGCUCAUCAACGUUGACGAAGACGAGGGUUCGUCGCUGACAGAUUUGGAUGAAGAGCAAAUUGAAGAGCUGAUUGGCGACCAAAGUGAGGAGCAAGAGGCGGACGAGGACAAGAAGGACAAUAUGCAAGAACAAGACACUGAGGAGAACCAACAAAUAUCAGAAAACCUGCCUGUUGAGCCUCUAUCUGACUACGACAGCCCUACAAAACGCCCUAUAACAUCACAACAUCUUCGCCAGCCCAAUGGCACACUAGACCUUCGACCUAGGGAAGAAUUGGGAUGUCUGCCUGUCGAUGCUGUCGACUUAUCACCUGCUGCCGUCAGGAUAUACGAAGAAUCGCUCCGCGGAAGUACCUGUUACAGUCCCUCUUGGCGGGCGCAAGAGAGGAGGAAACAGGGCAAUCUUCUACCGGGACUUCAACUUGCUGGUGUGACUCUUUCCGCUGGCAAUGUCCCCCAGAGCCCCUCAAAUCGGUCCGGCCGCAGCUUGCAUGCGCCAGCUUCUACUUCCAUCUCGCAUGAUGAAAAAAGGUCAAACAAGGCUGGAUCGAUCACCCUCGAGCAUCAAACAAUCGAACCAGAGCGCAUCUUGGUGGACAAUCCGUCGUCCGAGCCUGACGAGACAAGGGAUUCGCCCAACGAUCCGUCUGAUACGCCUGCUCAUCACCAACAGAUCAUCGUGACACAGCCAGAAUCCCCCAUACGCGUCAUUUCUGCGACUGAUCGACCUCAAUCAAAUGCUGCCGUCACCCACACUGUUCCUGAGAUAACAGAAGGAGAACAAAAGAGUCUCACUACCGACCCAACAUCGCCCUCAUCAUCCGAGCUAUCGAGUCCUGCUACGUCUUUCGAGGAAGAAGAGGAGGAGUCCAUCGAAGAGCCUGUCCAAAACGUGAGAAAACUUCUCUGGGCCAAAACCCAACGACAACCAAGUACCCAAGACUCUACGCCCGAUAUGGCUCUUGGAGUGUUGCCAGCAACAGCGAGCUUUGCCCAAGCAGGGCCAAGGCCUUUGCAAACCGUAUCUGUCUCCGAAUCAGUGGAAAGCCAUGGAGAACAAGGAAGUCUAGAAUACUUCACGAUCAAUCAGCACCCUGCGAAUGACAGAGAGCCAACGAAUGCCGGGCAGAAUGCUCUUAACUCGCAAUCAUCUAGUCGCUUAUCACAAGCCCAACCACAAUCGGCACCGGAGGCUACAGUAUCCGAAGAGAGCAUCUACGAUGAUACGAUCAAUCAAGUGCGACUCGAAUGGCCAACUGGGGCUAGCAGCCUCCCUCACCAAUCUCAAGUCCAGACCCAGAACUCAGCACCCGUGGCGAGCAUAGAAGAACCAUUGAUAACGGGACAUGACACAUCAGUGCAACGCAUCACACCCGAUCAACCAAAGAGAAGUGUCAACGUCAUGGAUCUUCGACAUAUAACAAAUCCAACUUCCCGCAACGCAACGCCCCUUCGACCAUCUCCGGGCUUGCAGAACCCCUUUACGACAGCCCUAGAGAUACCAGUCCUCGUACAGCCUCGCUCCUCCGUGACUCCUGAACCGCCAGUAAACCCGGAACCAAGCCGGUCGCCACUCUCAAUCAUCGCCAGCCAAGCCCUCGCUCAAGCUGUCCAGCCCGUGAUUCAGCAGAGCCCUUGGGUAAAGGGCGACUCGCAAAUAGCUUUCCUCGCUGUUCCGGCCCCAGAACCACGAUGUGUCAACCCCGCCUCGUCACCUCUAUCCUCUCCCGCCUCCAGCUCUUGCUUUGUGGACAUGGAGGAUCCCGUCCUUCCAGUAUUAUCCUAUCCUCCUGUUCCUGGUAACGACUCCCAUACUGAAAAAGAGACAGCGGUGCCGCCAGCCCAAGCCGAAACACCCCAACUCCAGGUUCCUCAUCCGCCCUCAACGCCGGAGACCAAGAGAUCGAGUCUCCCAACGCCAGAGUUUACAAUGUCCAUCAAGUCCUUCAAGCACUUUAUGACGCCGUCGCCGAAGAGACCGGCAAAGCGUCCGCGGUUGUCACUAGGAGACGGUCGCUUGCCAGAUACGCAAGCUUUGGAGGAAGCGGUGGUUACGAACCCGUGGGAUUCGAGUCGCGUUGAGCUGGCUGCCCCUAGCAGAAGGACCAAGCGUGUCUCCUGGGCUCCUUUACCCGGUGAAGUGGACUACAUGGACCCUGACAUGUCAGCGGACAUGGAUGUGGAUAUGGAAGAUCCUGACCAGCCCUCAUCGCUCAACAGGAUGAAGAUUCACGGACCCCGGAGAUCUAUCCUUUCUGUUUCAGCGCCCACAGCAAACUAUAGGGGCAUCCCCAGACGAGCAGCCUCUCCACCACCAAACAUCUCGAUGCCAAGUGUGGAUUCACUGCCAAAGGAAAGCCAAAGGUUCGGGAAGCACUUUGCCGCUGUGUCUGGUCGGAGACGGCUUGCCCCUAAGCCUCCUACUACUACACCUACUGCUGCUUGGUAUAGAGGUGAUGAUGAUGAGAGGGAGUCUCCAAUGCUUCGAGAUGUUAGUGGCAAUGCUCGAAGCACGGGCACCUCCCGACCAGCCAAACGUCUCCUUCCAAGCGAAUCGCAACAAACAUGCGGCAGUCCGGCUGUGGACGGGAUGGCCAAUGCGUUUGUGCAAGCUGAUCGGCAGACUGAGAACCUCAACUUGAACAGACGGCAGGUAUUGCAGGAUGGCAUCCCGACAGUCUCUUCUUCAGGUUGUAGGGGAAUCUGGCAAGACCCGAUAGACGCAGUAUCCGAACCACAACAGAAAGAUGACAACGACGACGACGACAGAUUCCGCCUUCCCACCCUCCCUGGCUUGGACUCCCAGCCUCAAGUCGAAGAAAUGGACGAAGUCACGGAAGUCAUGGAUAACUUGGACGAUUUCAUUGAUAGUUGGGAUAUCGAUGAGGAGCUGGCCGAAGCGAGGGGUGAGAAGACCAAGAAGAAAAAGACGGCACAACCGUCGAAACUUGGUCAGGGGCUGAGCUCGGGGUUGGGCGAUGGGCGCAAUCUUUGGGAUUCACCGAGUUCAAGGCCACAGAGUACGUUGAAGAGGAAACGGGCUGGUGAUGAUGAGCAAGCAAAGCAUGGGAUGGUAGAGAGCCAGGAGAGCACGAGUGGUGGUGAUAGAGGUGGUGGGAUAUAUGAUGCAGGUGUUUGGGACCGGAUUGUUUAA
Messenger RNA from Neurospora hispaniola, 3903 nucleotides. RefSeq lists its product as uncharacterized. The record is from RefSeq and is a predicted model, not a curated record. Lineage: Eukaryota; Fungi; Ascomycota; Sordariomycetes; Sordariales; Sordariaceae. The transcript has a single exon. The coding region runs from base 1 to 3903 and encodes 1300 amino acids.